Molecule: messenger RNA, 5132 nt
Organism: Dicentrarchus labrax (European seabass)
Lineage: Eukaryota; Metazoa; Chordata; Actinopteri; Moronidae
Exons: 2
Coding region: 929-2320 (463 amino acids)
Source: RefSeq, a predicted model, not a curated record
UGGAAGUUGUCAUAACUCAGAAAGAUUCAUGCAAACUUUUAGAGGGUAUACAUGUGUUUUUAAAUAAGAGUGGAUGAUACCAGCCUCCUCUGCAGAAUCCCAAAUCCUUCAACUUAAUAGCUAUUAAUAAAAGUUGUUGUAGUUAAAAAUGUAAUUAAUAACCAGAAUUUCUAUUCUUUCUAAUAACCAGAGACUAAAUCAAUCAAAUACUUUGUUUGUUUAUUUUUAAAACGUUUUAAUGUCGGAAUGUUGAGUUUUUUUAAUUUCUUUAAUCUUUUGCUGUGAUGUCAUCGGAAUGUCAUGAUGUCAUUCAAAGAUCAAAGCCAAUAGAAUGUUUCUUUGAUUCAAAAACGAACAUUCUCUCUUAAAAUCUACAUCUAGGAUCCAAAUCCAACCUGGUUCACUUCAGAUUCUUCAGGACACUUCUUCAGGACUUCAGAUCAAAGGAUACAAACAGCGACGAGAUGGAUCAAGCCACAGUGGAGAGUAUUCACGCCCUAAUCAGUCAGAGCCUAGAGCAGCUGACAACCGUACAGUGGUCGCUGCUGGAGUCAGGGACUCUAGAUAAGAAGGCUGAGGAUGUUAUUAAUAAUAUGUGUGUGGAUAUAAUCAAUAUUAUAUUCAUACAUGUUUACGGGUUGUACAAACAGAGCCUGCUGAAGAGGACAGACACUUCCAAAUCCGCCAAAAGCAUCUCUGAAGACGAUGUCCGCGGGUGUCUGGGUGACACUAUCUUACUGGCCUUCUCGGAGGCAACCGGGGUCACCAACAUCAGUUGCCUAAGCAUGGAGAAGGUAACAGACACCAUGGUUGCAGAGGUCACAGAGAGAGUGAAUGAGCUCUCCAAAAGCUCUGGAAGGGGUGGAGGCAGCAAGGAGGGUAGUAAACCUCUCGUCUCAAGUUCAUUCACCCACAGACUGAAGUCGAUAUGGCAAGAAUCCUUAAAAACUGCACAGGAAAGGACAGUGCACUGAUUGGAACCAGGGAGUCAUGGCAGACCCCCAUACUUCCUUUCAUUGAAGAGACAGAAACUGACGAGUCUCAGAUGAGAUUGGCUGAGAUUCGUCAGUUUCUGGAAAUUUCUUCAGGAAGUGGCUGCAUGACCCCUUUCUCAGAAUCAGCUUCUAUCACUCAGGAGGUAGCUGUCAACAAUAAGGUUGGUCACACUUUGGUGGUUAAAGCCAAACCACGUUCCGCCCCUGUUCAGUCCGUAGACUCACUGAUCAGCAAUAAGGUUGGUGACACUUUGGUGGUUAAAGUAAAACCACGUUCUGCCCCUGUUCAGUCUGUAGACUCACCGAUCAGCAAUAAGGUUGGUGACACUUUGGUGGUUAAAACAAAACCACCUUCUGCCCCCGUUCAGUCUGUAGACUCACCGAUCAGCAAUAGGGUUGGAGACACUUUGGUGGUUAAAGCAAAACCACGUUCCGCCCCCGUUCAGUCUGUAGACUCACCGAUCAGCAAUAAGGUUGGUGAAACUUUGGUGGUUAAAGCAAAACCACGUUCUGCCCCCGUUCAGUCUGUAGAUUCACCGAUCAGCAAUAAGGUUGGUGACACUUUGGUGGUUAAAGCAAAACCGCGUUGCGCCCCCAUUCAGUCUGUAGACUCACUGAUCAGCAAUAAGGUUUCUCACACUUUGGUUGUUAAACCAAAACCAUCUUCUGCUUCCAUUCAGUCCGUAGACUCACCGAUCAGCAAUAAGGUUGGAGACACCUUGGUGGUUAAAGUAAAACCACAUUCUGCCCCCGUUCAGUCUGUUGAUUCACCGAUCAGCAAUAAGGUUGGUGACACCUUGGUGGUUAAAGCCAAACCACCUUCCGCCCCCGUUCAGUCCGUUGAGUCACCAAUCAUUGGUGAUGCUGGUGAGGCUUUGGUUGACACCACAGCACAUCCAGCACAUCGGUGGAACGAAACCAGCUGCAGGUUAAUGGUCAUUGCACUAGUUAACAAAAUUAUGAAAAGCCAUAAAAAUCCGGACGGCCGUCUGACUUGCGACGACAUUGGAACCAUCAGCAGGUCUCUGGUGGAGCUGCUUUGGGAACAGAUCGCAGGCUCCGAUGGUUCUGCAAAGCCGAGCGACCAUCACUUCAGAAGGGUCGCCAAGGCGGUGCACAAAGACUUGUGCAAGGAGACAGGCGACGCAGAGAUCCUGCAGAUGUGCCUGCUGUCCCGUGAUGCAUCUAUUUACAGAUACAUAACUGAGACACUGACACAACAUCUGGUGACACCACAGAAGAAGACAGGCGUGAACAGAUUCUUCUCACGUCUCUUCAGCACCAUGGCCAAGCCGUUCACUGCCUGCUUCGGACGCAAAAAGUAAUCUUUGGUGGUUUCUAGGUGGUUGGAUAGGACAGACACAGACGCGUACUAUCUGAAACGACAACGGGUUUAGUCCGAGAGGCUUCGGUUUCCCCACAUUUUAAACCAGAAUGAAAAAAGUUUAGUCUGGUAGCUCCGAGGAACUGUUAGAAAGAGUUCGGUCUAGACCUGCUCUAUUUGAAAAGUGUCCUGAGAUAAAUGAAUCUACCUGGAUGUGACACAGGACAACAGGUGUCGUAGGGCCACACAGGUGCUUCGGUGUGUAACACUGUGGCCUUGCAGCUGUAAGGUGAAGGUUCAGUUCCAGCCUUUGACCCCCUUUGCUGUGAGGAGUACAGAGUGCUCGCUGUGCCCACCCUGAACACAUUAACAUGCUGUUAUUCAGUCAAAGCGACUAAUGUUACUAAUUUUACAUAAAUUUAUAAACUUAUUAACAGUAUUAAACUUGAAUCAACACUUUAAUCACUUUAGUCAGUCGUUUGUAGACGUUUGGAAACUUAACAGCACUACAAUAAACGAUCACGAUUUCCACCUGUUUUCGCUGUUUUUCUUCCACCACAUUGCGUUCAUCAUAUACAACGAUAAAGAGCGAACAACAACACAGCUAGUAGUGUAACUAAUGUUACCGAUGUUGUGGGUUAGCUAACAGUCUCCUGCUACUGUAGCUAACAUCACAACAACGUCAGACCAUGAAUAUUUUAUCAUCUACGUCGGUGAAUUAAGAAUUUAUUUCCACCAAACCAGAGUUGGUGAUUGUUGGAAACACUAACAGAGACGCUUUUAAUCAGUUUGAUUCUGUUUCUGUCCACUUUGAAUGAAGUUAUUAUGUUAGAAGGUAAAAUGAGUGUUUUUGUCUCUGGAGUCUGGUGGAGAGUGAUAGUGAUAUUAUGGCUGUUUGUGGUUAGAAGGUAAAAUGGUCGGAGAUGCUCCAGUGCGACCUCUAGUGGCACCGAAUGUCAUAUGUAAAACCUUUAAAGAACCUGUUUCUGUGGGACAUGAUGUCCUUUAUUUUUCAUGACAACUGAUUGAUUUUCAAUCAGAAACUGAACUCGGAUUAUGUCUCUGAACUAGAAAUGAAGCUGAAUGUCAGUGGAGGAGUCAGUUAGCUGGAAUAAUUAGCUCGUGUUUGUUUCCUGUUUACAGAACCAGGGCUGUGUACAGUCACAUUGCCCAGAAUCACUUAGCAAACCUUUAAACUGUAUUUAAACCCAGAGGACCAGAGGACAGACGGUAUGAGCAUCAUUAGUUCAGCACAUUUUCACUCUCAUGAGAACAAAUAUUUACUUCCAUAAGCAGCUGGAAGUUUUCUGCCCUAUUUUCCUAAAACUUGAUGCAAACAUGGACAGAAUCUGUUGUUUCAGCACCCAGAACUGCCUCCGUCCUCGAGUGUGACUAUAACUCUGACUGUCAGGAGGAAGUCCACGCAGCGAGGAGGUUGGAUGGAUCAGCACAACGUUCCUGUUUCCUUACAGUCAGCUGCUAACUUAGCCUCGUGAUACCGGACGAUACGUACAGCGCUGAUGGUCCCCUCCACAGCGGAUCACUUCAUAACACAGAGAACUAAUGCGUCUCACUCCGUCUGUGCUAAGAGUCUACUUAUAACCACAACUAAAGUAAAUUAUUAAGUUUCUUAAGUAAUUUAAAGGUUUUAUAUAUGAGAUAUUAAACAUUAUAUUGUCUAUAUACAGAGUGCCUGUGUUGUAUCGCAGCCUCUCUGUGGUUUGUUUCCAUAGCCGGUCUGCUCCGACUGAAACUGCUGUUUUUAUCAUCUACGUCGGUGAAUUAAGGAUUUAUUUCCACCAAACCAGAGUUGGUGAUUGUUGGAAACACUAACAGAGACGCUUUUAAUGACUUGUAUUCUGUUUCUGUCCACUUUGAAUUAAGUUACAAUGAUCUGAAGGUAAAAUCAGUGUUUUUGUCUCUGGAGUCUGGUGGAGAGUGAUAGUGCUUUAUUUCCACCAAACCAGAGCUGGUGAUUGUUUUGGUUUCUGUCCAGUUUAAAGUGUGUUUUAUGAUCUUCAAUGGAGUCGGGUGGGCCUGUUGUUGCCGGCGCUCUAGUGGCAGUGAAUGUCGUAUAUUUAACCUUUAAGGAGCUGUUUCUGUGGACGAUGUUGUCCUUUAUGUUUCAUGAUGAAUUUAAUGAUCCCUCCAAUCAAAGCUACAGUAACGAAUCUGAAUAUGAGCUGAACUGAUUCAUUAACAGGAAACCAGUGAGACUCACUUUAUGGAUUAUGACCUUGAAUACCAGAUAAACGGGUCUGAACUCGCCACCGCGAUGUCUCUGAGAGCAGCUGUUUGAUCCUCAGAUAGUUCUGUGCUGCUGUUUCUGAUUAAAUAUUUAUUGGAGCAACGUGAGUGCCGAGAGGAAACAGCAGCAAUAUAGAAUUUAUAAUGAGCUCCCAGGAUGCUACAGAAUUGGCACGGAAGCUAACGGCGCUCUACAUAUUUGAUGCUAGCACGUAGCUAAUGGACGCAGUCAUAAUGUAACCUCUGUGUCAAUCGAACACGGUGUGCUCCUUUAAGAGUGUCGCCAUGGCGACACACCCUCUCGCUCAUCCCCCUCGCCAUGUGGAGGGGCGAGCGAGCUUAACCUUAGAAAAAGAGAGAGAGAGAGACAGAGAGAGAGAGACAGAGAGAGAGAGAGAGAGAGAGAGAGAGACAGAGAGAGGGAGUCAGCAGACUUUUCAAUUAUUUAUGAGGCUGUUCUGUACACACUCUAACACACACACACACUCACACACACACACACACACACACACACACACACACACACACACACACACACACACACACACACACACACACACAUCACA